GUGUGAAAAGUUGAUUCAAGGAUUCGAUUCGUCUGUUGAGAGAACAAUAAUGAUAGUAACUCCCGGAAAAACAUAAUAAACUUCGGCUACAACAAAACAACGCAACCUAGUACACUGUUCCUCUUUAUAUUAAUUCAAUUUAACAUCACAAAAACAAACCCAGUUUUGUACUUUGUUCUCUCAAACACCCCAAAAGUAAAAAAACUGAUCUUUUUGAUGGAAGAGUCGCACCCAUCAAUAGCAGAACUCAUUAUGUCUCUGCAACAAGCAACUUACAUGGCAAAACAGCUCUCAUCAACAACAAACCCAACCCAUCUCCACCAAAUCCACUCUUCUCUCUACCAUGCUCACCGCCAUCUCUCCUCCUUCCUCUCCACCCUCCCCUCUCCCUCUCCGCCGCCACACGCCGCCGAAAACUCCCUCUCCUCCGCCAACGGCGCCGCCGAGCCCAUGCAGGUGGAGGAUGAUGCUGUUGGUGGUGGUGCUGAUGAAGAGACCACUUCGAAGUGCACCAUUGACAAGGUUGAGGAGAAAAUGAGGGACUGCUUCAUCAAGAACAAGCGCCCCAAACGGCCCUUGUCGCCGUCCGCGGCGGCGGUCGUGGAGGAGAAGCGGUUGUCUGAUGAUGGGUUUGUGGGGCGGGUCAAGGACUAUGAUCCACAUGCUAUGAGGUUGAGGGCAUUGGAUCUUGUGUACCAGUUUCAUGGCUAGUGUGACAUGGAUUACAUGCAAUGAAUGGUGUUGUUAGUUUUAUUAUUAUUAUUUUUUGUUCUGGCUAUAGAAUUUUUAAUUUUCAUUUAGGAGAAUUAAUUUUGUUGAUGUCCAUGGUUCUUGGGCAUAGAUGAUUUGGGGUGUAGAGUUGUUAGCUCAGGCUGCAUAAGUUAAUCAAGUGCUGUGAUGCAUAUAAAAGUAGCAUUGGCUUGUCUAAUUAUUUUUGUGCAAAUUGUCUUCUUGGUUUUGUGGAAAGGAGAAUUACAAAUACAAUUAACCAUGAUGCAUCAUUGUAAUGGUUAACUGUUAGUAGAUUAUUGGUUAUGAUGGUAGCUAGAUAUUUAGUUAUUUGAUAUUCGAACUCAAAUGAAACAUAUAAUAAUUUUCCCUUUAUGAUGAGGUAAGCAACUGUUU
Molecule: messenger RNA, 1125 nt
Organism: Abrus precatorius (Indian licorice)
Lineage: Eukaryota; Viridiplantae; Streptophyta; Magnoliopsida; Fabales; Fabaceae
Exons: 1
Coding region: 217-711 (164 amino acids)
Source: RefSeq, a predicted model, not a curated record